Messenger RNA from Emiliania huxleyi CCMP1516, 474 nucleotides. RefSeq lists its product as hypothetical. The record is from RefSeq and is a predicted model, not a curated record. Gene Ontology annotation, biological process: tetrahydrofolylpolyglutamate metabolic process. Gene Ontology annotation, molecular function: gamma-glutamyl-peptidase activity. The annotation marks the transcript as partial. Gene Ontology annotation, cellular component: vacuole. The transcript has a single exon. Lineage: Eukaryota; Haptophyta; Isochrysidales; Noelaerhabdaceae.
AUGGCCGACUCCCCGCUUAUCGGCAUCUAUCCGACGAUGGUCCCCGACUAUUAUGUCGCCUACGAGAAGUGGGUGGCGCAGGCGGGCGGGCGCACCGUGGUCCUGCCUCGCUUCUUUGCGCACGAGCCGCAGGCACUGGAGCGCCUGUUUGCCUCGCUCAACGGCCUCCUGAUCCCGGGAGGCGGCGACUUUGUCGGCAACGGUUCGGUCGACGCGAUGGUUGCGCGCGCCACGCGCGCCAACCGCGAGGGCGACUACUUUCCGAUCUGGGGUACCUGUCUCGGCUUCGAGUACCUGGUCGACAUACUCGGAGGGCCGGGCGCGCUUGUGCCGCGCGCGCCGGGCGACCCGAUCGUGCCCGGCUUCGACUCCGAGCUGCUGCCGCGAGCCCUCAACCUGACGGCCGCGGUGCGCGGCUCUCGCAUGCUCGGAGGCGCCAGCGACGCGCUGUUGCGCUGGGCCGCGAGGGAGAAU